Messenger RNA from Humulus lupulus (European hop), 1012 nucleotides. Its product is annotated as membrin-11-like. Gene Ontology annotation, cellular component: endoplasmic reticulum membrane; late endosome membrane; ER to Golgi transport vesicle membrane. The record is from RefSeq and is a predicted model, not a curated record. The transcript is spliced from 4 exons. Bases 52 to 627 code for a protein of 191 amino acids. Lineage: Eukaryota; Viridiplantae; Streptophyta; Magnoliopsida; Rosales; Cannabaceae. Gene Ontology annotation, biological process: vesicle fusion; vesicle-mediated transport. Gene Ontology annotation, molecular function: SNAP receptor activity; SNARE binding.
UCAAACGUGCAGAGCUUCGAAAUCAAAUCAGAACUCCGAUCGAACACGACAAUGGCCGUCGAAUUGGGUGGCGGCGUUACGCUAUCGGAGAUGUACCAGAGCGCCAAGAAACUCCUUAUCAGGACGAGAGAUGGCCUUGAACGCCUCGAACGUCUUGAGUACUCUUCCACUUCCACCGCCAUCGAUUCCCCCGAACUGUCUUUCUCCGUCAAGAAAGACAUCGCUCAGAUCCAGUCCCUCUGCGUCGAUAUGGACCGUCUAUGGCGCUCCGUGGCUGCCAAGUCCCAGCGCGAUCUCUGGAAAAGAAAGGUUGAACAAGUAGCGGAGGAGGCUGAGUCUUUAAAACAAAGUUUGGACAAGUAUUUUCUAAGAACUCAGAAGAGGGCAAACGAAGCUAGAGAGAGGGCAGAGUUGAUUGGAAGAGCUAAUGGUGAUUCUUCUCAUAUUUUGAGAAUUUUCGAUGAGGAAGCACAAGCAAUGCAGUCAGUUCGAAAUUCUUCUCGCAUGCUUGAAGAAGCUAGUGCCACUGGAGAGGCCAUUCUUUUCAAAUAUUCAGAGCAAAGAGAACGCCUCAAGGUAUUGAUUUUUGGCUCAGAGGGCACAAAGGAAAGCACUGGAUGUUCUUAACACAGUGGGGCUGUCCAACACCGUGUUGAAGCUGAUUGAGAGGCGGCAGCGGGUCGAUAGAUCGAUCAAGUAUGCUGGCAUGCUAUUCACUGUUAUCGUUGUGUUCUUCUUUUGGAGGUGGACACGGUGAUAUCAUAGCAGCUGAGCUGAGAGAGAGAAAGGAAUAUGAAUUUUGGUGAGGUUGGUCGUGUACAUCCUUUCUUACUAAUAGAUAGGUUCUAUGCAAUCUGCAUAGGUGAAUUUUUCUAUAAAUGUAGAAACAUUAUGGUCCCCAAAAUUGACGCAAAAAUUUAGACAUUGUUGACCAUGUUUGGCUAUUAGAAUCUGAAUGAUAUAUACUGAAUUUGUAAUGACUUCUUUGAAUAAUGGAUAUAGAUUACCUUAA